GUUCUUUUCUUCCCUCAGUCAUUUCGGGUGAAACCGUUCCCUUCCGCGCAGGCUUACAAAAAGCCGGGUGUGGGGAUUCCCACGCUUGGGGCUUCAGAGCAAGAGAUUCAGAGGUGAGACUUCCGUGGCUGGCUAGAGUGGUGUUUGGGGCGAGGUGCGUGGCUGGUUUUUGUCUGGGGCCACGGGGUUCGAGCGUCAGCGGCUAAAAGUAGCUAGCGGGGCUUAAAAUGGAUCUGGGCUAUUGGAAGUUACACCUUAUUUUCCCGUUUACCUGGGCAUAACUGCACCGAGCCUCGCGGCUUGUAUUUCUAGGUAAAUACGCCUGAAGCCGAACGUGGAAGAUAAAGCUAAAUAUAAUCACUCCGAUUACAUUUGUUUGUUUAUUUAUUUUAAGUUGGGCCACAGGGCAGCUUUGGAAAACUCGCAAAAGUGUUUUGAUUGGCUUCCAACGUUUUUGCCAAACGCGACUGACAUAGUAGUGAAGUCUUACGUGCCUCCCCUUCCCCUGAAUUUUUCUGUCAGGUUCCGGAUUCUUCUUUUUAAAAUAAAAAAAAAAACCCAACCCAAACCAACCCAGAAGAGCCUUGAUUUGGGCUCCCGGUGCUUUCGGCUGCCGCGCAGCGCCCCUUUGGCUGGGGGAACCUCGAGAGCAGCAUCGGAAGGCGGAUGGAGGGCAAAAAAAAGCAGCUGGCGACAAGGAAGGGCUGGGUUCCUUUCAUGCCUCUGGUGAGGUGUGCUCCAGGAGUUGUGCCGAGGCCUGCUUGCUCGGCGGCAGAAUGCCUGUUGUUAUGAUAAGCUGGCAGGAAAAGUGGAACAGGCCUGUCAUUUCCCCGGAUUCGCUGGCGGUGAGCUGCCCAGCCAGUUGGACGGGUUGGGCCCAGCCUGGGAGCCCGAGCUUGUCAGGGCCAGUAAAGCGGCAGUCGCCUCCCUUUUUUCCCCCUUCCCUCCCUUCCUCCCCCCCCUCUUUCGCCACCCUCUUCCCCGAUCUUCAGUCCCAAAGGGGGGAAGGCUCCUCUGGGCUCCCAGGAGGCGGAGAGGAGCUCCGGAGCCCCGAUUCCCUGGGGACUGAACGCCUGGGGAGACGGGAUCCCACGCGCCUAGGAGGGAGGGAAGAGCCCUACUCCUCUGCUCGGGGAUCCGGCCAAGGCCCGCAGCGCCUCCGCCUCCUCCUCUUCCUCUGGGCCCUGGAGUCAUGGACCUGACGCAGCAGGACGCUACCGGAGCGGAACUGCCGGGCCCGCCCGAACACAGGCGGCUGAAAGCCGGGGACCCCAAGCCGGAGCCAGAGAGCGGCAGCUCGGGGGUCAAGAACGGGGCCGGGGCCCGGCAGUUGCUAGCCCUGUCUUUUGAGGCGCCUGACUUCACCCAGCCGCCGCCACCGCCGCCGCCACAGCCCGAGGACCGCCACGACGCUACCAGCAACGGGACAGCCCGGCUACCCCAGCUGGGGAGUGUGGGCCAGUCUCCCUACACCAGCGCACCUCCGCUCUCGCAUACACCGAACGCCGACUUCCAGCCCCCUUAUUUCCCACCUCCAUAUCAGCCCAUUUACCCGCAGUCUCAAGACCCGUAUUCUCACGUUAACGAUCCGUAUAGCUUGAACCCUCUUCACGCCCAGCCUCAGCCCCAGCACCCGGGUUGGCCGGGACAGAGACAAAACCAGGACACGGGGCUUUUGCAUACGCACCGCGGACUUCCCCAUCAACUCUCCGGCUUGGAUCCCCGAAGGGAUUACCGGCGGCAUGAAGAUCUCUUGCACGGACCUCACGGCUUGAGCUCAGGACUAGGAGAUAUUCCCAUUCACUCGAUACCUCACUCGCUGGAAGACGUGCCGCACGUAGAGGACCCCGGUAUUAACAUCCCAGAUCAAACUGUAAUUAAGAAAGGCCCCGUGUCCCUCUCCAAGUCUAACGCCAACGCCGUCUCCUCCAUCCCCAUCAACAAGGACGCGCUCUUCGGCGGCGUGGUGAAUCCCAACGAGGUCUUCUGCUCGGUGCCCGGCCGCCUGUCUCUGCUCAGCUCCACCUCCAAAUACAAAGUCACCGUGGCAGAAGUGCAGAGGCGCCUGUCCCCGCCGGAGUGCCUCAACGCGUCUCUGCUGGGCGGAGUGCUACGGAGGGCAAAAUCAAAAAAUGGAGGGAGAUCUUUGAGAGAAAAACUGGACAAAAUAGGAUUAAAUUUGCCAGCCGGGAGACGUAAAGCUGCUAAUGUUACCCUGCUGACAUCACUAGUGGAGGGAGAAGCCGUGCAUCUCGCGAGAGAUUUUGGUUACGUCUGUGAAACAGAAUUUCCUGCCAAAGCAGUAGCUGAAUUUCUCAACCGGCAACAUUCCGAUCCAAACGAGCAAGUCACAAGAAAAAACAUGCUUCUAGCGACGAAACAGAUCUGUAAGGAGUUCACCGACCUGCUGGCUCAGGAUCGAUCUCCACUGGGGAACUCUCGGCCCACCCCCAUUCUGGAGCCGGGCAUCCAGAGCUGCCUGACCCACUUCAACCUCAUCUCUCACGGCUUUGGCAGCCCUGCUGUGUGCGCAGCAGUCACUGCCCUGCAGAACUAUCUCACCGAGGCGCUCAAGGCCAUGGACAAAAUGUACCUCAGCAACAAUCCUAAUAGUCACACAGAUAACAGCACUAAAAGCAGCGACAAAGAAGAGAAGCACAGAAAAUGAGGAUUUUCUUCUUGCAGCCCCAACCAGACGAGCCAGCCUGGCCCUCCCUCCCCUUCCUCCUCACCCUGAGGCUACAGCAAGAGAAGCUCAGAAAUCUGUCCCAGCCUAUUCACUCAGGAGGACCGGCUAAUUCACAUCUCUUUCACUCCCCUACCCACCAUUCUCCUUUUUCUUCUCUCCUCUCCUUCCCUACCUCCAUCACUUCCCAGUUCAUUUCCAGUUGCUACCCAGUUUGGAGCCCAGAAAACAAAGGUGGCGAUUGGGCCAUCCUAAGAGGAAAAGGAAAAAAAAACAUUUUUUUGUCGUCUGUGUGAACUUUUAUUAUUUUUAACAAAAAUAAAUAAACUGAUAAAAAUAAAACAACUUUUUUUUCUAAAAAAAGAGAAAGAACUAAGUUUAAAGGUUAAUAAUUAAUGAAAUGUGGAAAAACAAAAACAAAUGAGCUUCAUCGGACUGGAUCACCACCUUCUCUUAUACAAACUUCCGUUUAAGAUUGUAGCCAUAUUUAAACAAAACAAAACAGGAAAGAAAGGAUAAUGAUGAUGAUGAUGAUGACAUUUUAUCAGUAUUGUGAAUAAACUUGAACACAAACCACAUGCAGUUCCAUGUCAUGUCUUCAGUUUUAGCACCUCUCUCCUGCCAAGGUAAAGCGACUAAUUUGAACUUUCUUAUGGUGACACCGAUUCAUAGUACUUCUAUAAGGGAAUCAGUGUUCUGUAUGUAUAUAUUUAUUUAUGUGUAAUUUAAUGGGAACUGUAAAUAUGGUGAGUCUGUUUGAAGCUUUUUUUAUUAUUUAUCUGGUGAUCUCGUUUACCUCUUGUUUAGUGGGUUUUUAAGUCUUUCCCAUCUUAGUUCCAUCACUGUGGUUCAUAGUUACUUAUUUAGAAAACGGGAGGGGAGUUUUUUAGGGGGAGGUGGGGUGGUAUUUUCUGGGAUUCAUCACUUCAGCCCUGUUGUAGCAUGUUAUAAAAAGGCGACAAUAAAGCAGCUAAGCGAUUGAAGCAACUUGGAUUUUUACAAAUAUAUUAUUAACAUGAUACUUAAUUUCCACAUUGAUAAAGGAAAAUAAAUCAACCGUCCAACCCAGACCAACCACCAUUUCCACUGAAAUAAUUUAGAUUCCCCUUCCAAAAACAUUUUUUCCGCAUGUUGAUAAUUUUUAACAAAUCUUCGUAUGCUGUGGCUUUAAAAAAGUUUAUAUCCAGGGUCUUUCUAUUGAAAGCAUAAUCAGAGCAAUAAGUUGAUAUUGUCUAUUCAGAUAAAGAACUGGGGAUAUUCACUUCCCUCUCCCCUUUUUCAUUUUGAGUUGCCUUUUGGUUCAAAGAACUUCCAUACAUUGGGGACCACCUGGUAUCCUCUAUUUCCACCGGCCAUAUUGGAAGCAGUUACAGUUGUAUUGUAUUGAGUUGUGCUGGCAGUAGUUUCCAUGCCUGUCAAUGUAUCAUAGUCCUUUGUUGCCCAGAUAAAUAAAUAUUUGAUACGCUUUAUGUCGAUUUUUUUUAUUCAGUGGCUGUCUUUACCCAGGCGUAUUUUUGUUCUUGGCAGUAUUUUUUAUUCAGUAUGGUUACAGUAAUUGAGUUUAACUCUCCCUUGACAAUUGCUCUUUGCAAUAAGCAGCUGAACCCAUUGUUUCCCUCAAGUAUAAUAAAAACUUACUUUCAAGUUGGAGUUCAGAGCAGGGUAUCAUUUAGAUAUUCCACCGAGUCUGUAUUCAGACAAAUUACACAAUAAAACAAAAUGUAUUCUUUUGGAUUAAAAAAAAAUAUUGUAUUGUUGAAGAAAUGGCAUUUUAAUUUCCUUUAACUGAAAGGUGAUUUUAUUUUUUAAAAAUAAAGUUUUAUUUUAUUUAUUUGA
This is a messenger RNA of Pantherophis guttatus, 4522 nucleotides long. It is a transcript of the gene TFAP2A, whose product is annotated as transcription factor AP-2 alpha. NCBI's taxonomy places the organism in Eukaryota, Metazoa, Chordata, Lepidosauria, Squamata, Colubridae. Gene Ontology annotation, molecular function: RNA polymerase II transcription regulatory region sequence-specific DNA binding; DNA-binding transcription factor activity, RNA polymerase II-specific. The record is from RefSeq and is a predicted model, not a curated record. Gene Ontology annotation, cellular component: nucleus. Gene Ontology annotation, biological process: regulation of transcription by RNA polymerase II; anatomical structure development; regulation of cell population proliferation.